Thamnophis elegans (Western terrestrial garter snake) is the source of this 6709-nucleotide messenger RNA. It is a transcript of the gene SBNO1, whose product is annotated as strawberry notch homolog 1. NCBI's taxonomy places the organism in Eukaryota, Metazoa, Chordata, Lepidosauria, Squamata, Natricidae. Gene Ontology annotation, biological process: regulation of DNA-templated transcription. The transcript is spliced from 31 exons. The coding region runs from base 835 to 4893 and encodes 1352 amino acids. The record is from RefSeq and is a predicted model, not a curated record. Gene Ontology annotation, cellular component: nucleus. Gene Ontology annotation, molecular function: histone binding; chromatin DNA binding.
CGGGGGUCACGUGACUCUCAACCGCCGUCUCCUCGGCCUCCUCUUUGCCCCUCCCAACGGGCAGCAAAGGGAGGAAAAAAAAAAAAAAGACGGGCCUAGAUUCACUUUCGAGCCUUGAAGAACCGCGACCGCCGUCGAACUGCUCCACACCGGCGAGGGGAACGAAAGCGACCACGGAAUCCGACCUUUUCCGCGAUGAGGCGCUGGAGGACAUGCGCGCCUCCAUCUUUUUUUUUUUUUUUUUUUACUCCUCCUCGCCUUCCUUUUUUUCUCCUCCUCCCCCUCCCUUUCCUUUUCCUCAGGAACCAGCCUCGGUGCGCCGUCACGUGACCCCGGCCGGCGAGACCACCUGACUCCGCCCCUGAGCCGCGCGUGCGCACCGCGGCCCUUCUUGGCCUUGCGCUUCGGAAAAGUGGGGGGGUAGGCGAAGAGAGAGAGAGAGGAAGGAAGCGCGACGGGCGGUCACGUGGGCCUGUUUCGCCCGGCAACAAGGAGGGCAAGCGCGACCCUGGCCUCGCGGCGGUCACGUGGGCCGGCGUCAAACGUCGCGGAGGAGGCCCGAUCCUUCCGCGCAGGCGCGCCUCCUCCCUUCGGCUCUUCCCUCCCCCCCCUCCUCUCCGCCUGAGGGAGGGCGCGAGCGGAGGGCGCGCGGGCCAAGAUGGCGGCGGCGAGUUAGAAAGCGGCGGACGGCGCGACGGCUGCUGAGGCGACGGCCGCGGGGAGGACGCAGCGGCGGCGGCGAGGGCGGAGGAAGAAGAAGAAGAAGAGGAGGAGGAAAGGCGGGAACGGCGACCGGGAGCCUCCUCGGCGGGGCCCUCCAGACGCGGCCAGAAAAUGGUGGAACCAGGACAAGAUCUUUUGCUUACAGCUUUAAGUGAAAGUGGAAUUAGCCCAAAUGACUUGUUUGAUAUCGAUUCUCCAGAUAUGGGUCUCACAACUCCAUCUCCAGCCAUUCAGCAGCAACCACCUUCCACCACAACCUUCGUCCUGAAUCAAAUCAACCAGCUGCCCACGCUGGGGACGACCCUCGUCAUGUCGAAAACAACCCCCGUGACCAGUACCAGACAGACCAUCACCGUAGCCAAAAUCAUACAGACCAGCACCACCACGCGGCCCUCGGUGACGCUGCCCGUGGCGCGCAACACCCUGACUACUCCCGUGCCCAAGGACCAGAUCCAGCUGAAAGACCUCCUCAAGAACAACAGUCUUAACGAACUGAUGAAACUGAAGCCUCCGCCCAACAUCGCUCCCCCGGUGGCCACCGCGGCGACCGAUAUGAGUAACGGUGCUGUUAAAAAGGAGACUUCAACUAAAGAGGUCACCAGGAUCUGGGUAAACGAUCUAAAAAUGAGAAGCUUCUCUCCUACCAUGAAAGUGCCCGUCACAAAAGAGGAAGAAGAACCGGAGGAAGAGGACGAAGAAGAAAUGGGCCACGCGGAGACCUACGCCGAAUAUAUGCCCAUAAAAUUAAAAACCGGCUUGCGCCAUCCUGAUCCGGUGGUGGAAACCAGUUCCCUCUCCAGCGUGACCCCUCCUGAAGUAUGGUACAAAUCCUCCAUUCCGGAAGAAAGCAUCGACAGUGGUUGGCUUUCAGCCUUGCAGCUCGAAGCAAUUACUUACGCAGCACAGCAACACGAGACAUUCCUACCAAACGGAGACCGAGCUGGCUUUUUGAUAGGCGACGGUGCCGGCGUAGGGAAAGGAAGGACCAUCGCCGGCAUCAUUUAUGAAAACUACCUCUUGGGUAGAAAAAGGGCGGUCUGGUUUAGCGUUUCAAACGACCUGAAAUACGAUGCCGAAAGGGACUUGAGAGAUAUUGGCGCCAAAAACAUUUUGGUCCAUUCAUUAAACAAGUUCAAAUACGGGAAAAUUUCUUCCAAGCACAAUGGAAGCGUGAAGAAGGGGGUUAUCUUUGCGACUUAUUCUUCACUUAUCGGGGAAAGUCAGUCUGGUGGAAAAUAUAAAACCAGGCUGAAGCAGCUUCUUCAUUGGUGCGGAGAUGACUUUGACGGAGUGAUCGUCUUUGACGAAUGCCACAAGGCUAAAAACCUUUGCCCAGUUGGCUCAUCAAAGCCAACUAAGACAGGCUUAGCUGUUCUGGAACUGCAGAACAAGCUUCCAAAGGCCAGGGUUAUUUAUGCUAGUGCCACAGGUGCUUCAGAGCCCCGGAACAUGGCAUAUAUGAACCGCCUUGGGAUCUGGGGGGAAGGGACUCCAUUUAGGGAAUUCAGCGACUUUAUCCAAGCAGUUGAAAGAAGAGGCGUGGGCGCCAUGGAAAUAGUUGCCAUGGAUAUGAAGCUAAGAGGAAUGUACAUAGCCAGGCAGCUGAGCUUCUCCGGGGUCACCUUCAAAAUAGACGAAGUUCAUCUUUCUCAGCACUACGUCAAAAUGUAUAAUAAAUCUGUGAAAAUGUGGGUAAGCGCCCGGGAGAAAUUCCAACAGGCCGCUGACCUCAUAGACGCUGAACAGCGCAUGAAGAAGUCCAUGUGGGGCCAGUUCUGGUCUGCUCACCAGAGAUUUUUUAAAUACCUCUGCAUUGCAUCCAAAGUCAAAAGAGUGGUUCAGCUGGCCCGGGAAGAGAUCAAGAAUGGCAAGUGCGUGGUCAUUGGGCUGCAGUCCACAGGAGAAGCACGGACCUUGGAAGCUUUGGAAGAAGGCGGCGGGGAACUGAAUGACUUUGUUUCCACAGCGAAGGGGGUGUUUCAAUCCCUCAUCGAGAAACAUUUCCCAGCUCCCGAUCGGAAGAAACUUUUCAGCUUGCUGGGAAUUGACCUCUCCCUCCAGAGUAACAACAGCUCUCCCCGGGACAGUCCUUGCAAGGAGGAUAAAGUAAAGAAACGCAAAGGAGAAGAAAUGACGAGGGAGGUCAAGAAAGCCCGUAAGACUGGCGGCCUGGCCGGGAGCAGUUCUGACGAAAGCUUCAGCGAAUCCGAGGCCUCUGAGAACGAAGAGAGCGACAACGAGAGUUCUCGCUUCUUAAGCUCGGGUGACGACGAUGACUUCAACCCCUUCAGAGACGAAUCUAGCGAAGACGACGAGGACGACCCUUGGCUGAUCCGGAAAGAACACAAGAAAAACAAAGAGAAGAAGAAGAAGAAGAGCAUAGACCCCGACUCCAUUCAGAGUGCCUUACUAGCAUCUGGCCUCGGAUCCAAACGGCCAAGUUCUCUCUCCUCCACAGCCGUAACCCCUCCUACGAAUAUCUCCGCACCCAGUAACACCCACACCAGCUACGUGACGAGCCAGGAUGCCGUGGAAAGGGCCCAGCAGAUGAAGAAAGAAUUGCUGGAUAAACUGGAGAAGCUCUCCGAAGACCUCCCUCCCAACACGCUGGAUGAACUCAUCGAUGAACUGGGAGGCCCCGAGAGCGUAGCCGAGAUGACAGGUCGCAAAGGAAGGGUCGUGAGCAACGACGACGGCAGCAUCUCCUACGAGUCGAGGUCGGAACUUGACGUCCCUGUGGAAAUCCUAAACAUCACCGAGAAGCAGAGAUUCAUGGCUGGAGAUAAGAACAUCGCCAUCAUCUCCGAAGCCGCCAGCUCAGGCAUCUCUCUGCAAGCAGACCGAAGGGCCAAAAACCAGAGGCGGAGGGUACAUAUGACCCUGGAGUUGCCAUGGAGUGCCGAUCGGGCAAUUCAGCAGUUUGGACGAACUCACCGGUCCAACCAAGUGACGGCCCCCGAGUACGUCUUCCUAAUUUCUGAAUUGGCAGGAGAACAAAGAUUUGCCUCCAUUGUUGCCAAGCGGCUGGAGAGCUUGGGAGCUCUCACCCACGGAGAUAGAAGAGCAACAGAAACCAGAGAUUUGAGUAGAUUCAACUUUGACAACAAGUAUGGCCGAAAUGCGUUGGAAAUAGUCAUGAAGUCCAUUGUGAAUUUGGAUUCCCCGCUAGUGUCUCCACCAGCAGAUUAUCCAGGAGAGUUUUUUAAAGAUGUUAGGCAAGGUUUGAUAGGUGUCGGCCUAAUCAAUGUUGAAGACCGGUCUGGAAUUCUUACUCUUGACAAAGAUUAUAACAAUAUUGGGAAAUUCCUGAAUCGGAUCCUGGGCAUGGAAGUCCACCAACAGAACGCGCUUUUCCAGUAUUUCUCAGACACGCUAAACGCAGUCAUCCACAAUGCCAAGAAGAACGGGAGAUACGACAUGGGCAUCUUAGAUUUGGGAUCGGGAGAUGAAAAAGUGAGGAAAGCAGACGCUAAAAAAUUUCUAACCCCAGGCUAUUCUACCUCUGGACAUGUUGAAUUGUACACCAUAAGCGUGGAGAGAGGCAUGUCUUGGGAGGAAGCCACUAAGCUUUGGAGUGAACAGCGCGGGCCAGAGGACGGGUUUUACUUAUCGCUUCAGAUACGAAACAGUAAGAAAACCGCCAUCCUCAUGAAAGAGGUGAACCCCAAAAAGAAGCUCUUCCUGGUUUAUAGGCCAAAUACCGGAAAACAGUUGAAACUGGAAACCUACUCUGAAAUCAAGAAAAAAUAUAAAAAAGUGUCCUCUGACGAUGCUGUGACUCACUGGGUAGAACAGUACACCUCAUCGGCGGACACAUGCACACAUGCUUACUGGAGGGGCAACUGCAAAAAGGCGGGCCUGGGUCUCGUCUGCGAGGUCGGCCUGCGCUGCCGGACCUAUUACGUCCUCUGCGGUUCUGUCCUGAGCGUUUGGACGAAAGUGGAAGGGGUCCUUGCCUCCGUGAGCGGCACAAAUGUCAAAAUGCAGAUUGUUCGCCUGCGGACCGAGGACGGCCAGAGAAUUGUAGGCUUGAUCAUUCCAGCAAACUGCGUGUCUCCCCUCGUCAACCUCCUGUCGACGUCCGAUCAGUCACAACAGCUGGCCGUCCAGCAGCAACAGCUCUGGCAACAGCACCAUCCGCAGAGCAUCGCCCACUUCAACAACGCAUGAGAACAGAUUCUCUCCCCUCUCCCCCCCAUGGUGGUGUUUCGGCUCGACCGCCCCCCCCCCCUCCCAAGCGUUGCGCUUUCGAAUUUUCGUUUCCUUUUUGGGGCUCCUCCUCCCCGUUUAUUUUUAUUUUUUUAACCCCCCUUUUUUUCUUGGUUUGAAUGAUCAGGGACAGAUUCCAAAGAAAACCCCUUUGAGUUCCGUCGUGUGCUGGUUUUUAACUCCGCGGAAGGGACGUAUAGCGGCAAGACGAGAGAUCCAGCGGGAAGCUCCAGCUUUGCUUUACGGCGGUCACCUCCUCAUCCUUUUUAUUUUAAAUUCCUCCAGGAAUUUACAAACAUCUACCCACCCAUCCUUCUACUUUAAGCGACAGGCUCGACAAGAUUUCCUGAACCUGCUUGUCCCUUCCUUCCACUCGCUCUUUUUUUGACGCUCAGGGUUGGACCACGGGGGCCAUGCUGUGGGAGACGUCCUGCUUGGAAACUGUAUAUAUAUGUAUGUGUAGAUAUAUAUAUAUAUAUAUAUAUAUAUAUAUAUAAAUAUUGGCCGCAACAGAGGUCCCAAAUUAUAUUAAAGAAAUACAUUUUAUUUAAAGAAGCAGCAUGAAAGCCUAGGUAUUCGCAACCUGCAUUGAGAGAAAAGGACUGUCUCAUCCAUAGAAUUGCAUUUCGAUAUAUUUCCCUCCUCCUCCCCCUUUUCUUCUCUCCCCUCCCCACCCCUUCGAAAGGCCUCUGCCCUGGAUAUAUUUUUUUUCUCCUCCCUCCCUCCUCUCGCAUUCCUUCUUUUCCUUUUUUUUGGGACUUUGCAUAUCUGUGUGUACAAAUGAAACCAUCUUCGUUUUUUUUAAAAAAGGAAAUUGCUUUUUAAAAAAAAGGUUAAUGGUAUUCCUAGUGCAAGAUGAUUUUGAAAAGAAGGGCCUCCUUUCCCCCCCUUUCUCUCCCCAAAGUUUCCUUUAUUUUUUUCAGGAAACUAACGUGCAAACUUUUAUUCCCCCCCCCCAAUUCCCACCGCAGUCCCCUUCUUACAGUUUUUUUUUGGGGGGGGUGGUUUUUGUUGUUAAAUAUACUUUACUUGAGCUGUAGACUAGAUGAGGAGGAGGCAGCCCGACCGUAAGAGUUUUUCUUUUUAAAAUUUUUUAUUUUAUUUUCUGUUGCUCCCCCCCCCCCCAAUAACUUAAAUACUUCCUGUUUUACGUCUGUAAGACAUUGUAGAGUUGAUCCUGGAACUGUUUAAAAAAAAAAACCUGUAUAUGUACAAAAUGUGAAUAGUCACUUAUCUAAGAAUAUGGGUAAGUUCUUUCUUUUUUUUUUUUUUUUUUUUUUGGUUUUGUUUUUGCCUAUAAUAGUAGAUGUUUAUAAGUGAAGGACAAUGUUUGUCAUAUUUCUUGCUCGCACAGGUUGCACUAUGAAACAAUUUUGAGAUUGUAUAAACCUGUCCACCACCCCCCUCCCGCUCCGCCCUGCAAGGUACCCCCCCCCCCCGGGGUUCUUGCGGGUUAUCGAAAUUAAAGAGAAAAAAAAAGGACAAAAAAAGAGGAAAAAAAACCAUUACUACUGUUCUAACCAGCUUUUUUUGGAGUCUUGUGUUUGGUUGAGGGCGACCCCGCGGGAUCCUCGUAAGAAUAAUCCGCCGAGCGGUUUUUGCCAGGGCAAUCGAGCCCCUUUCCCGCCCCCCUGUGGGGAGGGUCCCCGUUGAGACUGCGUGAUCUACCCCACUGUUCCUGCCUUUUGCCCCCACCCCCUUCUUUCUACUCUGCCUUUGCGUGUUGCCAGUCGUGAGCAAUGUUUAAGCAUCCGUUCCUCGUAUCCAAAGGGGAUUU